AUGUGUGCGGAUCAAGCGGGGAUUUCUGGUCUCGUGAUAGAUGUCUUCCCGCACGACAUAGAUUCGAUUGAGACGAUCCAGCAAGACGCGGACAAGCGACCGUGGUUCCUUAAUCUCCAUCGCAUCAGACGUCCAGACGGGCCUCCAAGGUACCGCACUUCAGAGGUUACGUUUGAUCCUUUAAAUAACUCAGGGGACCUAAAGCUUACAUUGUAG
This is a messenger RNA of Echinococcus granulosus, 216 nucleotides long. RefSeq lists its product as hypothetical. Bases 1 to 216 code for a protein of 71 amino acids. The record is from RefSeq and is a predicted model, not a curated record. NCBI's taxonomy places the organism in Eukaryota, Metazoa, Platyhelminthes, Cestoda, Cyclophyllidea, Taeniidae. The transcript is spliced from 3 exons.